CUUUCUGCGAUAUACACCACCCCCUCUAUCCACCCAUUCAAUUCUCCCCUAAACUCUGAUCAAUCAGAGAACACAUACUUCACAAUGCCGAAAGUGGCUGUCAAGCAAAAGUCCCGCCAAAAGGUCAAAACGGCCGCGCGCUCCCCCUUCGAACCAGGUCAACCCAUUCGCGAAGCCAGCGACAUCGACAUGAGCGACGAUGAAACGAGCUCCGACGAGUCCUCGGUGCCGGAGAAGGACGAAGCCGAGAAGAAGCUCGAGGCGAUGCUCUUCGGCGACGACGAGGGAUUCCUUGGCGCGUUGAAGAACCAGAAGGAUCGCAGUUUAGUGCUCGCGGGUCAGAGUAGCGAUGAGGACGAGUCUGCGGAGGAGGGAGACGAUGAUGAGGUGAAGGACUUGUCGCAGAUGGAUGAUGCUGAUCUUUUCUUCCUUGACUCUGGCGCCGGACCUGUUUCUACGGAUCUCAGCGAGGCGGCGCCCGCCGUGCCGUCGGAUGAAGAGGGCAGUGAGGAGGAGUCUGGUAUGCCUGCGCUGUGGCAUGAUAGCGACGACGAGCGCAUUACGAUCUCCUUGGCGAGCCACCAGAGGCUGAGGAAGCUGCGUGUCGCGGAAUCGGAGGAUGUCAUCAGCGGAAAGGAAUAUAUUCGCCGCCUGCGCAGACAGUACUUGCAGUUGAACCCGAUGCCGGACUGGGCCAACCCGGAGAAGCAGCAACAGAAGGAUGAGUCGGAUGCGGACGAGAUGGAUACGGAUGAUGAGGAGCCAUCGUCCACGCAGCCGCUGGCUAAGUUGCUGCAGAACGCUACGGAUCUUGUCAACGUGGAGGAGAAGACGUCAAGCGGCCGCAGAAAGAUGCGCCAGGAGGUUGUGGAUAUUCAUCGUCUCAAGGACGUUGGCAAGGACCAGCCGUCCUCGGUCGAUUCGCUCAUGUUCCACCCCAACUACCCGCUGCUCCUCUCCUCCGGACCUGCAGCCACGCUCUUCCUUCACCACAUCUCGCCCUCCUCCCCGGCUCCUAACCCGCUCCUCACCUCAUUCCACAUCCGCAACACCCCCAUCCACACCUCGGCCUUCCACCCGCCCUCCGGCAACCGCAUCUUCGCCUCCGGGCGUCGCCGUUACUUUCACAUCUGGGACCUGGAGACCGGCAAGGUCGACAAAGUCAAUGGCACCGCCGACCGCAAGGAGGAGCAGAAAUCCAUGGAGCGAUUCAAGCUCUCCCCCUGUGGCCGCUACGUCGGUCUGGUCGGCACCUCCCGCAAGGGCGGCGGUCUCAUCAACAUCCUGGACUCCGGCACGGCACAGUGGAUCGCCCAAGUGCGCGUGGACGGCCGCGGCGGCGUGGCCGAUUUCGCCUGGUGGAGCGACGGUGAGGGUCUAACGGUGGCUAGCAAGAACGGUGAAGUGUCCGAAUGGGACGGCCGUCUCAACCGGGUCGUCGCGCGCUGGAUGGACGCCGGUGCCGUCGGCACGACGGUGCUCAGUCUGGGUGGUCGGUCCGGCCGGACGCAGCUGGGCGGAGACCGCUGGGUGGCUAUUGGUAGUUCCAGCGGUGUGGUCAACGUGUACGAUCGUCGCGAAUGGGCUGCGGCGUACGCGGCGCAGGGCGAAGACGUCGAGGCUGGACAGUCGGCGAUUCCUCGUAACCCGGAGCCCGUCCGGGCUCUUGAUCAGCUCACGACGCCGAUCAGCCAUUUGGUGUUUGCGCCGGAUGGACAGUUCUUUGUUAUGGCGAGUCGGUGGAAGCGUGAUGCGCUGAGAAUGGUUCACCUCCCGACAUGCACGGUGUACCGCAAUUGGCCGACGUCGAAUACGCCUCUGGGUCGUAUUUCAUCGGUGGCUAUCUCGCCCAAUUCGGAGCAUUUGGCUGUGGGUAAUGAGCAGGGACGGAUCAGGUUGUGGGAGAUUCGGGGGUAAAUAUUCCUACUUGGUACUUUAUAGAGCCAUAAAAGUUUUAUACUGCAUAUUACGUGGAGUUAGUGUAGAGUAAAUAAAUACCAGUGCAG
Aspergillus vadensis CBS 113365 is the source of this 2006-nucleotide messenger RNA. Its product is annotated as WD40 repeat domain-containing protein. Gene Ontology annotation, biological process: rRNA processing. The record is from RefSeq and is a predicted model, not a curated record. The transcript has 4 exons. Gene Ontology annotation, molecular function: protein binding. The coding region runs from base 85 to 1917 and encodes 610 amino acids. Gene Ontology annotation, cellular component: Pwp2p-containing subcomplex of 90S preribosome; small-subunit processome. NCBI's taxonomy places the organism in Eukaryota, Fungi, Ascomycota, Eurotiomycetes, Eurotiales, Aspergillaceae.